CUCUAUAUAAACAACCACCACGUAGCAAUCAGAAAACAUAUCAAAACAAAUUACAGGAACCAGAAGAAAACACAUGGAUCUGCAGGCCUUGCCGGAAGGCUGCAUAGCCACCGUUAUCUCGCUGACCACGCCUCGAGACGCGGCCACCAUGUCCUCGGUUUCGAGGAGUUUCAGGUCGGCAGCGGAAUCCGGCGCCGUCUGGGGCAGGUUCCUUCCCCCCGAUCUCCACACUAUCCUGUCCUCCUCGUCACCCUCCAUGUCCGUACAUCCGCCGCAUGUGGCUCCCUCCGCUUCCAAAACCAAGAAGGAGCUUUACCUCGCUCUGUGCGACAACCCAGUUCUCGUCGAACAGGGCAAGUUGGGCUUUUCACUAGACAAAUGGAGUGGGAAGAAAUGCUAUAUGAUUGCUGCAAGGGCCCUUUCAAUCGUUUGGGCCGACACUCCUCAGUACUGGAAAUGGAUUUCUAUCCCCGACUCAAGGUUUGAGGAGGUGGCAGAGCUUGUGGAUGUGUGUUGGCUUGAAAUCCAUGGCAAAAUUGAGACUCGGAUGCUGUCCCCAUCCACCCUUUACAAAGCUUAUCUUGUAUUCAAGACAACUGCAGAGGCUUCUGGACUUGAGCUCCGCGAUGUGGAGGUCACAGUGGGUUUAAUUGGGGAGAUCACUGAGGCCCAAGACCAGACCAGGGAGAUCAAUGAGGUCCAGUAUCCGAAAGAGCGCAACGACGGGUGGCUGGAGAUAGAGAUGGGGGAGUUCUUCUGUGAAGAGGGUGAAGGUGGGGAGUUGAAGAUGAGUUGCUUGGAGACAAAUGGUCACUGGAAGAGCGGCCUCAUUGUUCAAGGGAUUGAAGUCAGGCCCGAAAGGAUGUAGAAAUCAAGUGGCGGUAGAUUACUGUCUUUAUAAUUUCAAAAUAUUAUAAUUGAGCUGUUUUCAAAUGCUAAAUGUUGCAAUUGAAGUGAGUCAUGUCAAUGUCCUUAGUCAAUUGCUUCAUUUGUUGUAAUGUUUGUGUUCGAUUGAGCACAAAUCUUUAUGAUCUUUGUGCUCAAUCGCUUCGUAUGUCUAAACUUUUAGCAUAAUCUAAUAUACUGUUAUAAGCGAUAUUCUUACUUUGAGCUA
Messenger RNA from Malus domestica (apple), 1114 nucleotides. Its product is annotated as F-box protein At2g02240-like. Gene Ontology annotation, molecular function: protein binding. NCBI's taxonomy places the organism in Eukaryota, Viridiplantae, Streptophyta, Magnoliopsida, Rosales, Rosaceae. The record is from RefSeq and is a predicted model, not a curated record.